This is a messenger RNA of Lactuca sativa (garden lettuce), 606 nucleotides long. NCBI's taxonomy places the organism in Eukaryota, Viridiplantae, Streptophyta, Magnoliopsida, Asterales, Asteraceae. The record is from RefSeq and is a predicted model, not a curated record.
AUGGGAAGCUCCAAUCCGGGAAUGAAUCAAGGGACUACGAAAGUUGCACUUAGAAAGAAUUCUCUAAUGCAAAACCCCGAACAUUCAAUGGAAUCGGCGAAGCAUUGGAUUGAAAAGACCAAGUCUGUCUUUGAAAUCUGCGAAUGUUUGGAAGAAAGCAAUGUGAAGUUCGCAGCCUGCACAUUUGUUGACCAAGCCCUAUCCUGGUGGGAUGUUCAUAUAAAGGCCAUGACUUUGCCGGUCGCAAACGCUAUGCCUUGGGAAGAACUUAAGGAGAUGUUGAUGGUAGAGUAUUGUCCCCAUGGUGAAGUACAGAAACAAGAAAAAGAGUUAUGGAACCUCACAGUGGAAAACUCAGGCAUCGAGGCUUACAUUUCCAGAUUCAGUGAGUUAGCACUUCUGUGCCCGGGUAUGAUCACUUCAGAGGGAAAGAAGAUCAAACAGUUCAUUUGGGGGCUAACACCUCCACUUCAAGGAAACAUGAUUGCAGCAAACCUUGAGACUUUUGACAAUGCAAAACGGGUAGCUCAAAAGCUUUAUGAUCUCGACAACGAGAAAGGUACCAAAAUUGCUGAGACUAAGGCCAAGAAGGAAGGGAAUAACUAG